Perognathus longimembris pacificus (Pacific pocket mouse) is the source of this 1290-nucleotide messenger RNA. It is a transcript of the gene Chmp6, whose product is annotated as charged multivesicular body protein 6. The transcript is spliced from 8 exons. The record is from RefSeq and is a predicted model, not a curated record. Lineage: Eukaryota; Metazoa; Chordata; Mammalia; Rodentia; Heteromyidae. Gene Ontology annotation, biological process: late endosome to vacuole transport via multivesicular body sorting pathway; vesicle budding from membrane. Gene Ontology annotation, cellular component: ESCRT III complex; multivesicular body. Bases 102 to 707 code for a protein of 201 amino acids.
GCGGCGCGGGGCCCCGCGCGGCCGCCGUAGGCGGGCGGAGUACGGUGGCCGCAGGGCGGCGGCGGGGACGGGCUCGGCCGGCCGGCGGGCGCGGGGCCGCCAUGGGCAACCUGUUCGGCCGCAAGAAGCAGAGCCGGGUCACCGAGCAGGACAGGGCCAUCCUGCAACUGAAGCAGCAGCGGGACAAGCUGCGGCAGUACCAGCGGAGGGUCACGCAGCAGCUGGAGCGGGAGCGGGCCCUGGCGCGGCAGCUGCUCCGGGAGGGCAGGAAGGAGCGAGCCAAGCUGCUGCUCAAGAAGAAGCGCUACCGGGAGCAGCUCCUGGACCGCACGGAGAACCAGAUCAGCAGCCUGGAGGCCAUGGUGCAGAGCAUCGAGUUCACGCAGAUCGAGAUGAAGGUGAUGGAGGGGCUGCAGGUGGGGAACGAGUGUCUCCACAAGAUGCACCAGGUGAUGUCCAUCGAGGACGUGGAGAGGAUUCUGGACGAGACGCAGGAGGCGGUGGAGUACCAGCGGCAAAUCGAUGAGCUGCUGGCGGGGAGCUUCACGCAGGAGGACGAGGAGGCCAUCCUGGAGGAGCUGGACGCCAUCACUCAGGAACAGAUGGAGCUGCCGGAGGUCCCCUCGGAGCCCCUUCCCGACGUCAACCCAGAAAAAGCCCCCGUCAAAGCCAGGCCCAGGCAGGCAGAGCUGGUGGCAGCCUCGUAACGGGGACCCCUUCCUGGACUCGCGGGGGUCGAGGCUCGGCCCCCGGGCUGGGCCGCGUGGCGGCCCCGACGGGCUCGGGAGGCCGCCCGGGUGACACAUCAGGACGACACCGCCGUCCGCGGACUCGGCGGCCCUGCCCUAAAGAGCACCCGCCGGCGGGCCUGGGUCCUUCGCUUCCUCCCCAGUCUGCGGGAAGGCUACUGGGCGUCCCGGCUCCUGCCGGCGGAAGCGGAAAGGAGUGGCCCGCCCUCCGGGCCCGGCUCAGCGCUCGGACCCCACCUGCCGUGCUUGGGGGCGGCCCGGGGCCGCCUCUGCAGGGUGGAGGACUGGAGCCCACUUCCUCCUGGAACACGCGCGGCCACACGCAGAGAAAGGACACCCCACGCGCGGUGCCCGACCCCGCUCCGCUCCGCUCCGGAAGACCCGCUCCGCGCCCAGGGAGCCCCGGGGCCCCACGGCCGGCCUCCGAGUGACCUCGCGCUCCACGCACUUUCGGGGCCCGCCAGAAACGGGACGCCUCUUCCCUGGGCCGCAGGCAGGCCGCCCCCGUAUUAAAGUUGGCCCCCACAUGGUCUGUGCUUCA